AUGCGUUCGUCACUCCGCGCCGCCGUUUUGGCCUGUUUCUCAUUGGCGUGUUGCGUGGCGUCAGGGCUAGGCGCCGAGUUCUUCGAUUCGGACGGCGUACGACUCGGCUACACGGACGAAGGCAGCGGCCCGGUCGUGCUCCUUUUGCACGGAUACGCCGCUGACGCCGAGUCGAUGUGGCGUGAUUCGGGCGUGAUCGACGCCUUGGCGCAACGCGGCUACCGCGUCGUCGCGUACGACCACCGUGGCCACGGCAGGUCGGAUCGGCCGCCGACCCUCGAAGCCUACGGGCUGCCGAUGGUUGAAGACGCGCGGCGUCUGCUCGAUCACCUCGGGAUCGAGCGGGCGCACGUCGUCGGAUACUCGAUGGGGGCGAUCAUCGCCAACAAGCUGCGUGACCUGCACCCGACACGCGUCAUCAGCGUGACUCUGGCCGGCUACGGCGAGCCGCCGCUGCCGGAGGCUUACUCCGAGGCGUUGCGACAAGAGAUCGAGACCAACCUCGCCGCGAUGGGUUUGCUCGACGGGAACGACCCGAAGGCGCUCGGCCUGAUCAGCGCCCGCUGGCGCGAGUGGAGCAUCGACGCGGCGCGACUCGGCCGCAACGAAACGCCGGCCUUGGCGAUCAGCGGCGAAGACGACUCGUUCCUCGACGACGCGCGGCGACUCGCCGAAACGAUGAAGGGGCUGCGCCUGGUCACCGUCCCGGGCGACCACGGCUCGGCGCCGAGCCAGCCCGAGUUCGUCGAGGAGCUGACGCGCCCUGAGCGGCUACUUCGCGAUCGCUCGAUACACGAGCAGCACCGCGCCGGUGCCGAUCACCGCGAUCACCAGGCUGCGGAAGUCGAACCCGCUGACGUCGCCGAAGCCGAGCUGUGUCCCGAUCCAGCCGCCGACGACGGCCCCCAAGACGCCCAGCACGCACGUGACGACCCACCCGCUCGGGCCCUUGCCCGGCAUGAAGAAUUUGCCGAGCGCGCCGGCGAUCAGGCCGAAGACGAUCCAAGAGAGAAGACCCAUGGCGGACGGUUCCUGCAACGAGGGGGAGCGGUGCGCCCCAGCAUAACGCACGCGCUCACAAGCCGUAUCGAGAUGCUCCCUCCCCCGUUGGGGGAGGGCCGGGGUGGGGGGCUCGCUCGACUCGCACCCGGAGAACCCCUGAUGGCUACCGACCCCCUCGCCAAGAACCCGCUUGCCGGAGACCAGGCCGCCGUCGCCGAAGUCAAAGAGAUGCUCGCCGCCACCGUCGAGCAGGCCCGUCGGUACUGGUGGGUCUUCCUGAUGCUCGGGGUCGUGCUCGUCGUCGGCGGCGUGCUGAGCGUCGCCUACCCGUUCGUGUCGAGCGUCGCCGCGGUGCGGGUGUUCGGCGCGGUGCUGGUGAUCAGCGGCGCGGUGACGAUUGUCGGCGCGUUCUGGGCCGGACGCUGGAGCUCGCUGCUGCUGCAAAUCUUGGUCGGGCUCCUCUACCUCGUGGCGGGCAUCGCGAUCCGCGACACGCCGGUCGAGUCGACCGCGAUGCUGACGCUGUUCGCCGCGGCGUUCUUCAUCGUCGUCGGCGCGUUCCGGGUGAUCGUCGCCGUGGUCGAGCGCUUCCCGCAGUGGGGCUGGGCCGUGCUGAACGGCCUGGUGACGCUCCUCUUGGGCAUGAUCGUCUACGACACGUUCCCCGAGAGCGCCCUCUGGCUGAUCGGCCUGAUGGUCGGCUGCGAGUUGCUCUUCAACGGCCUGAGCUGGGUGAUGCUGGGGCUGUUCCUGCGGCGGCUCCCGGAGGAAGAAGAGACGGCGGUGUGA
This is a messenger RNA of Cladocopium goreaui, 1791 nucleotides long. The record is from the annotation of a GenBank genome assembly. Lineage: Eukaryota; Dinophyceae; Suessiales; Symbiodiniaceae.